AGCUUAAUGCAGAUUCAGAUAAUCCUAAUGUAAAGGAUGAUGCUGGUCUGGCGAGCUCUGAAUUAAACAAUAAGAUCAAACCGGAAAAACAACGAAUGGCAUUCUUUGACUGUCUCCGGAGGGGCAAGGUGGAGUCAGUGCCGACUCCCCUGCUUAAAGCAGAUCCAGCUAUCCCUGAUGUUAGGGAAGUUGUUGAUCUUGCAUCACAGUCAAAGACCUACGUUGGUCCGAAGAAACAGAAAGAAAAGGCUUCAAAGAGCCGCAAAUCUAACCUCCAGGGAGAAAAAGUGACUGUUGUGCCAACUCAACAGCCCAAGGCUAUUUCAGAUAUUCCUGUUGGCAUGGAUGUUCCUGCUCUGGCCGGCCCCCAAUCAAAACCAAAGAUUCGUCCGGAUAAAUGCAUGACAUUGACGCAACGCUUCUUUGGAUGCUUCCGGAGGGGCAAAGUGGAGUCGAUGCCGACUUCACAGAUUGAGGCCGAUCCAGCUAUCCCUGAUGCCAGGGAAGUUGUUGAUCUGGCAGAUUUUCAAUCGAAGAGUGUUGGCUUAAAGAAACAAAAACAAAAGGCUUCAAAGAGCCGCUCAUUUCACAACCCUUGGAGUAAAAAAGGGAAGAGUAAAGUGAAAAAAGAUGCCGAUCCAGCUAUUCCUGAUGCCAUGGAUGGUGCGGAUCUGGCCAGUUUUGGUGGCAUCGCUGCAGCCAAUGCCAGGCUACAGACGUUAGGUGCCAUUCCAGAGAAUAUUGGGUUAAAAGGUGGUGGAAAUCCUGACCCAAAUAAAGCAAAAAAUCCUGGGUCAAAAGAUGUUGGAAGUCCUGAGGCAAAAGGUGGUAAAAAUCCCAGGCCAAAAGCUCUUAAAGCUCUAGAAAAUCCCAGACAUCCCUUGCCAGAAGAUUUUGAGGAUCCUAUCCCAGCGAGAUUUAAAACUCGCAGACGAAAAUUUGUUGGAAAACCCGCAAUAGGUUGGAUUCGUAACCCAACUAAAUUUAAAAUUACCCCCCCAAAAGUCCUUGAAAAUCCCAGAGAACCCUCGCCAGAAGAUGAUAAAGUUGUCAGGCCAAAAGUUAUAGAUGUUGUUCAACAAGCUUUUGAACCGCCAAGCGAGAAGAAACGAGUUAAUCGCUCAUUGCUUAGAGAGCCCUUUGAUUCUGAAUAUCAACUUUUGUAUCAAGUGCUUGGGGAAGGGUGCGGUGGCAGAGUGUACAAAGGGAUCCGUAUAUCGGAUGACACUCCGGUUGCCAUCAAGCAAAUAAACAAACGAAAGUAUGAAAGCACUCUUCAGAUUCCUGGAUACCCCAAACCACUUAUAACAGAAGUGGCGCUGCUGCUUAAGUUAGGAGAAGCGCCCUCAUGCCCCAAUGUCAUACAGAUGUAUGACUGGUACGAGACUAAACACUUUUACACGCUCGUGUUGGAGUACCCACUGCACAGCGUAUCCUUGUGGGAUUUUGUUACAAAUCAUAAAGGACUUAGUGAAAAUACAGCAAGACAUCUCAUGCGUCAGGCGGUACUGGCAGUACAACACUGUCUGGAUAAUGGAGUUUUUCACACCGACCUCCAUGCCAAGAACUUCUUGGUGCAGCAAUCAACAAUGAGCCUGAAGUUAAUUGACUUUGGGGCUGGACAUUAUCUGACGCAUGAGGAAUAUAAGACCUUCGACUUUAUAGGAGCUCCAUGUUGCAGCCCGCCUGAGAUCUACACGACUAAGAAAUACCACGCCGUGCCAGCAAACGUCUGGGCCUUAGGUUCUGUGCUGUACUUCAUGGUGCAUGGAGAUUACUCUAAUUUAAAGAACUUUUAUUCCGGGAAUCUGCAGACAACUGAGAAGGAUUUAUCAAAGGAAAUCUAUGAUCUGUUAAGAUGGUGCCUGGCCCUGAAUCCAAGUGAUCGUCCGACGCUCAAGGAGAUCUUAGAUCAUGACUGGUUUAAAACUGAGUCUGACGAAGAAGAGCUACUCGUAUACAAAAUGAGCACACUAUCCACGGAAAAGUAAGAAGCUGAAUGACUGAAGGAGAGGGAAAUGAUUAAAGAUGCUGUUUUCAUCAUCCUGAGACUUUCUACAACCAGAAACCAUUACAAGAGAGACGAGACAUUAUUUAAAACAGGAAUUUCUCAGGAGUUACACAUUUUUAGGAACUUUCUGCAUAAUGUUGUAUUUCAGACUUCAUGAACACAGACCGCUGGCUGAACGUCUGAUGCAGAUCCUGUCUCAUCCUUGAACACAUUAAAAAAUUUUUUUUUAAUUCUUAAUGUUUUUAUUUUUUAAAGUUGUAAAAUAAAGUAUCUAAUAUAUAGUAAGUUCUCUAUAGAAUCAGCUAUGUCUGGCUCUCUCGAGGGUUUUUUUCUCCUA
This is a messenger RNA of Misgurnus anguillicaudatus (oriental weatherfish), 2348 nucleotides long. NCBI's taxonomy places the organism in Eukaryota, Metazoa, Chordata, Actinopteri, Cypriniformes, Cobitidae. The record is from RefSeq and is a predicted model, not a curated record.